This is a messenger RNA of Corythoichthys intestinalis (scribbled pipefish), 11832 nucleotides long. RefSeq names its product neural-cadherin-like. Gene Ontology annotation, cellular component: catenin complex; adherens junction; plasma membrane. Gene Ontology annotation, biological process: multicellular organism development; adherens junction organization; cell-cell adhesion mediated by cadherin. Gene Ontology annotation, molecular function: calcium ion binding; cadherin binding. The transcript is spliced from 33 exons. Lineage: Eukaryota; Metazoa; Chordata; Actinopteri; Syngnathiformes; Syngnathidae. Bases 331 to 9042 code for a protein of 2903 amino acids. The record is from RefSeq and is a predicted model, not a curated record.
GAAAAGGAGAAUGGUUGACCAUCAUCACGCAGGGUGGGGCUCGCAGAGGAGCGCUUUCCACCCUCCUCCCCCGCCGCACGGCGCUGUCCGGCGCUGUGGGUUCUGAAAGCUGGAUGUGAGCACAGCAAAACAGCCUGCAGCGCUGUGGACCGUCUGCACAGCGCCGUGCGGGGGCAACGCAACAAGCCCUCGGCAUGCAAAAAAGCUGCAAGUUCACUGGGUCUCCUGGAAGGAUGACACGGAAAUAUGAAGGGAUUUCUUCUCUCUUUUCUUAAUUUUCCAUCCACCCCGAAGCUCUCAGAGGCAGCCUUUAUAUAACUUGCCACCAACAUGAUUCUUGCUCUUUUCACGCUCACGUGUUGCCUUUGGACGCCAGCGGCCGGACUGCCUUUCUUCCACGGGCAUAUUUUUGAGAACUCCCCCGCGGCUUCGAAAGUGAACGGACUGAGCAUUCCGUUGAGGCGCAUCGACGCGCAAAAAUGGUGCCCGACGCCUGGGAUACGCUUCAAAGUGGACGGCGACGGCAGCCGAGAUUUCCGGGCUUUCGUCCACCGCAAACGGGGGGAUGUUUUGUUGAAAACUUCCAGGGUUCUCGACCGGGAAGAGCGCUCGGAGUACCGGCUGAGAGUCGCCUUGUGCUGCGGCGCCUGCGCUCCGGACGCCGCGCUCCUGGAUGUAGCUCGGGUCAAAGUCAACGUCUUGGACAUCAACGACCACGAGCCUACUUUUUGUCAACCGGAGCCCACGCGUGUAACUUUAAAUGACACUACUGCUAUCCGCAGCGUUGUUUACAGGCUGAAAGCUGUCGACGCGGACAGUGGGAAAAACGCUGUUUUAACCUACACUUCGUCGCCUAAAAACAGCACUUUUUACGUCGUUCCGAAAACGGGCGAAGUUUUGCUGCUGGACUCUAUUUUAGGGCUCCGAUCUGAAGUGGAACUCUCAGUUUUCGCCACAGAUCACGGAUGGCCACCGAAGAGUAGUAAAUGCGUAAAGCUGACAUUUUCUCCACGCGGGUGGAUGGAUGAGAAAGCGGUUAAGGAGCGGGUCAGGCGCGCUGCACCCAGGGCGUCACGUUACCCGGCGGGCUUGGUCUCCCUCAACGUGUCUGAAGAUGCCAGCAUCGGCUCGGUGAUAACCAGCCUGAGUCCAAACAGGUUCCAGUCGGCCGGUUUUGAGCUCGUUUACCCGGAUUCGCACAGCUCUCCUGUAUCCGUGGGUCACGAUACUGGAGAUAUCACCAUCAUAAGGAGGCUGGAUAGAGAAUCGGAGCCUUUUGUGGAACUCACGGUUAAGAUUCAGGACAAACGAGGCCCAGACUGGUACCUGAACAAGGUGAAGCUGACGAUCACCGAUGUCAACGACAAUGUCCCUGAGUGGAACAUGAAGCCUUUCCCGUACCAGGCCGGCGUGUCCCCCGACGCAACCCCGGGGACCUUCGUCUACCAGCUGCGGGCCUCGGACGGGGACGAGGGCCGACGCGGGGAGGUGGAAUAUUUUCUGGCUGAUGGUGGCGACGGCUGCUUUGCGGUGGACAAGAAGACAGGCCAGGUGGCCACUACAAAGCAAACGCUUCAGAAAGACAGAGAAUACUUGUUAAGCGUAGUGGCCGUGGACGGCCUGGGUGGACGCAGCUCGCCCGCCGUGCUCUCAGUGGUAGCGGGAGCGCGACCGCCGCAGUUUGCCAACACCAGCUACUCCAUCUCCAUACCAGAGAACACGCCUGAAGGACAGCCGUUCCUCUCCGUGUUUGCCAUUUCCUUCCAAAAGCAGCCAAUCAGCUAUAGCCUGCUGAUCAAUCCCAGCAGUCUUUUUAGCAUUCAGCAGGAGACCGGAGAGAUCAGUCUGACCCGAACCCUGGAUUAUGAGAGCGACCAGCGGCGGUACCUUCUGAUGGUGCGAGCCAGCGAGGAACUAGGCAGCCUGAGCACGGCCACAGAGGUUCAGGUGCUGGUAACGGAUGAGAACGACUGUGUCCCAGAGUUCCUUCAGUCUAUCUACAGUGUAGAUGGAGUUCCAGAGACCGUAACCACAGCAACAUCUCUGCUGCAGGUGAUGGCCACAGACUGCGACUCUGGGUUAAAUGCUGAGCUAACCUAUUAUACCCUAAGCCCUGACUUCAGCAUUUCGCCACAUGGUACCAUAUUCCCUGCGGUUCGGCUUGACUACGAGCGCCCUAACCAUCUCUAUGAAUUCGUGGUGAUGGCGGUGGACGGCGGGGACGGGCCGCACUCCGGCACCGCCACAGUCCGUGUGAGGAUGGUUAACGUCAAUGAUGAAGCCCCGGAAUUCUCCCAGCUUGUGUAUCGAACGUUCGUUUCCGAGGACGCGGGCCCCAACACUCUCGUCGCCACGGUUCUGGCCAAAGACCCAGACGGGGAUGGGAUCAGCUACUCAAUAACGGCCGGGAAUGAGGAGGGGAACUUUGUCAUUGACAGCCAGAAAGGCUUGAUUCGACUGCGCUCCACGCCGCUGCCCGAGCUUCAAGGCUUGGAGUACAUCCUGAAUGUGACGGCCACGGAUGACAACGCAUCGGGCGGUCUGCACCCGCUCUCGUCUACCGCACGUGUUAUAGUGGGAGUGGACGAUGUUAACAACAACAAACCUAUAUUUGAAGAGUGCCAGAAAUAUCGCGAGCAGGCUUCAGUACUGGAGAACCAGCCAACAGGCACUUUUGUGUUACAAGUGCACGCUGUGGAUGCAGAUGAGGGAGCAAAUGGAAAAGUCAAAUAUGGCUUAAUGCACCGAGACAGCGCCAUGCCUGCUUUCAGAAUUCAUCCAGACUCAGGAGCAAUUGUGACGGCCCAGCGCUUUGACAGGGAGCGGCAGAGAGAGUAUUCGGUUACAGUGACGGCCACUGAUUGGGCAGAGGAACCGCUCAUUGGAAUCUGUCAGCUCACCGUCCAAAUACUGGAUGAGAAUGACAACAGCCCCAAAUUUGAGAACAUGCGCUACGAGUACUUCUUGAGAGAAGACACUUUGGUCGGAACAAGUUUCCUGCGCGUGGCAGCUCACGACGACGACUUUGGCACCAACGCGGCAGUCACUUACUCCAUGUCGGUGGAGCAACCAGAAUACCUGAAGGUCAAUGCGGUCACCGGAUGGGUUUAUGUUAACCAGCCAAUAUCGCAGAGGAGUUACAUCACACGUGAGAUCAUCGCCACCGACGGAGGCAACAAGAGCACCUCAGUGGAACUCUCAGUCACCAUCACCAACGUUAAGAACCAACCUCCGCGGUGGGAAGAGGAGAGCUACCAUGUCGUCAUCCCUGAAAACGCUGCCAGAGACACACCAAUAGUGACAAUCAAGGCAACCUCUCAGCUAGGUGACCCGAGGGUGACCUACAAUCUCGAAGACGGAAUGGUCCCGGAAACCAACAUGCCAGUUCGUUUCUACCUGUCCCCCAAUCGCGAGGACGGCUCCGCCUCCAUCCUUGUCUCGGAGCCUCUCGAUUACGAAACCACCCCUUUCUUCUCCCUGCGAGUGCGAGCGCAGAACGUGGCUGCGGUGCCACUUGCUGCUUUCAGCACCGUUUAUGUGAAUAUCACAGACGUGAACGACAACGUGCCAUUUUUUACGUCAUCCAUCUACGAAGCUUCUGUAACAGAAGGGGCUCAGAUAGGAACAUCAGUUCUUCAGGUGUCAGCUCAUGACAAUGACCUGGGUCAGAAUGGAGAGAUAACAUACUCUCUUCUGAGCGACAACAGCGGUGACCACCUCUUGUUCCGAAUCGAACCCAAACUCGGGAUCAUCUACACGGAGGCCGUUUUUGAUCGUGAGGCCCGCAGCUCCUAUUUGUUGGAAGUCCAGUCAGUGGAUGGGCAAGAAUCGGCUCGCCCCGGCAAGAACAAACAACCAAAUUCAGACACAGCAUAUGUUCGAGUUUUCAUCAGCGACGUCAACGACAACAAGCCGGCCUUUGUUCAGAGACUCUAUGAAGUGGCCGUGGAUGAGGACGCAGAUGUGGGUUUGGCUGUUGUCACUGUCAGUGCUAAUGAUGAAGAUGAAGGUGCCAAUGCCAAGUUGCGCUAUCAGAUCACUUCUGGCAACAAAGGGGGCGUUUUUGACAUCGAGCCAGAAGUGGGGACCAUAUUCAUUGCACAACCGCUGGACUACGAACAGCAAAAAAGGUACAAACUGCUGGUUCUCGCCUCGGACGGAAAGUGGGAAGACUAUGCAGCUGCAGUGGUGACAGUGGUUAAUAAGAACGACGAGGCGCCAGUGUUCUCCAUGAAUGAAUACUACGGGUCGGUCACAGAGGAACUCGAUGGGUCUCCUGUCUUUGUCCUACAGGUAACGGCGAACGACCCAGACAAAGAUGCAGACCAAGAAGCAAUACGAUAUUCCAUCCAUGGCCAAGGCGCAGAGUCACACUUUAUGAUCAACGACAUGACAGGCGAGAUGUAUGCUCAACGUACCAUGGACCGAGAAGAGCGUGCUGUUUGGCGCUUCGUCGUCAUGGCGACAGACGAGGAGGGCGAGGGAUUAACCGGUUUUACAGACGUUAUCAUCAACGUGUGGGACAUCAAUGACAAUGCACCCACCUUCUCGUGCCUGCCAGAUAAUUGCCUUAGUAGCAUCGAAGAGAACUCGCCUCCCGGAACCUUUGUUGUCGAAAUGACAGCGGUAGACCUUGACGAUGCAGCAGUAGGCCAGAAUGCGAUUCUCACUUACCAAAUUACUGAAAAUGUUAAGAACACAAACAGAGAAGAUCUUUUCAUGAUAGAUUCCAGUACUGGCACAAUAUCAGUGGCGUCUGAAGGUCUGGACAGGGAGUUGGCGGACAGUCACAGGCUUGUCGUGGAGGCCUGCGAUGGUGGGAGGAUGACAAGUACAGCAACUGCCACUAUUAUCUUAACAGACAUUAACGACCAUGAACCAAAGUUUCAGCAGGAAAGAUGUGCUGCCACAGUGCCCGAGAAUUCUGAUGUGGACGCGAUCGUUCUGGAGUUGGGUGCCACAGACCCUGACGCAGGCCCUUACGGUCAACUUUCAUUUUCCGUGGUAGAUGGAGACCCAGGGCAACAGUUCUACAUGGUCAGUCACAGACUAGAUCAGACGGGUGUUCUGAGACUGAAGCGGAAGCUGGACUUCGAGAAGCCCGGAGAGCAAAAGUUUAACUUGACCGUCAAAGUUGAAGACUCCGACUUCUCCAGCUUAAUCCAGUGUCUAGUUCUAGUUGAGGAUGAUAAUGAUAAUGCGCCUGUCUUUACCCAGAGCUCUCAUCUUCUCCCUCCUUUGAACGAAGACGUAGCUGUAGGAACCACUAUCAUCCAGGUGCUGGCUACAGACUCUGACUCCGGUUCGAACGGGGAGAUAUUCUACAGUAUUCUUCCUCAGUCUGACCCGUAUGGAGAUUUCACCGUGAGCCAGUCGGGUGUUAUCACAGUCGCCAGGCCACUGGAUCGAGAAUCCAUGGCCAGUUACGAUUUGGUUGUAACAGCGAGGGACAACGGUAGUCCAGCGCUGAGUGCCAGUGUGACGAUCUACUUGCCUCUGUUAGACGUUAACGACAACGGUCCAGAGCUAGAGACAGUCUACAGUCCUGUGGUGUGGGAAAAUAGUCCAGCACCUCAAGUGGUCGUGUUAAACGCAACCUCGAACCUGCUUCAGGUUUUGGAUAGAGAUUCCCCAGAACACGGGCCUCCUUUCAGCCUCUCCUUGCCUUCCGUCUAUUCGGCUGAUUUUCACCUCCAGGAUCACGGCAACGGAUCCGCCACACUCACGGCACUGCGGAGAUUUGAUAGGGAAAGACAAAGCAACUUCCUCUUGCCGGUGGUUAUGAGUGACAGCGGCUAUCCACCAAUGACUGCCACAAGUACUCUCACAAUAACCAUUGGUGACCAGAAUGAUAACGCCCAUCAGGCAGGAGAGAAAGAUAUCUACGUGUAUAGCCGCAGGGGGAAGACGGCAAAUGUAACAUUGGGGAAGGUGCACGCGCUCGAUCCUGACGACUGGGAUAACAAAACCUACACUCUCGAGACCAGCGCGGGAAAAUAUUUCAGUGUGAACCAAAGCUCAGGAAUGCUGACUUUUCGCCAGAACACACCAGUCGGGAGUUACUGGAUGAGGGUCGGAGUGUCUGAUGGCGUGUGGCCCGAUGUCAUAUCCGGUGUUCGAGUUCAUGUGAGAGAACUGGAGGAAAAAGCAGUUCAGUCAUCUGCUUCUCUACGUUUGGAUGGCAUAACCACAAGAGAGUUUAUCGACUCUCACGUCGAGAGGAAGAGUCGGCUGGAGACUCUCUGGGACUUCCUGUCGGAGAUCUUGUCUGUCAGACCGGGGAGCGUUAACAUUUUCAGCAUUGCCGACAGCGGGGAGAAAAGAGUGGACGUCCAUUUCUAUGUGCUGUCUGAUACGGGCUAUAUGCAUUUGGAGAAGCUGCAUGGGGUUCUUGCAGCACAUAAGAAGAAGCUGCAGUCACUGCUGCAUGUUAAUGUAAGCCAGGUGCAGGUGGACGAGUGCGUGCACGCUCAUUGUAAGGCAUCGGGCGGAUGCACCACGCAGAUGACCGUCGGCGAAUCGCCGACCCUGCUGGACUCCGAUGUGUUAUCCUUAGUCUCCGUAAAGGUGACGACCUCGGCCGUCUGCGGUUGCGCCUCCAGAGAAAUGACUCAUCAAAGCUGCUCCUCCUAUUCUGAUAACCCCUGUCUUAACGGGGGAACCUGCAUCGAUGCCCGAGGCGGAUACAGGUGCCGUUGCCCUCCUCAGUACGACGGGCCAGACUGCCAGCAGACGAGACGCAGUUUCCUUGGCAACGGCUACGCCUGGUUUCCUCCCAUAAAGCCUUGCUUUGAUAGCCAUCUUUCCCUUGAGUUUAUGACGGAAGAAGAUGACGGACUGCUGCUGUACAACGGGCCGUUGGCCACGCUUCUGCCUGGAGAUGUCGAAGACUUCAUGGCCAUAGAGUUGUCCAGUGGAUCUCCUAGCCUGAAAAUAAAUCAUGGUUCUGGUACGCUAGUUCUCCAGUUGAUAAACAGUGCUAGCCUUGCUGACGGACGUUGGCAUCGCCUUGACGUCAAAAGCAACAGCAAAGAAGUGCGCUUUACUCUGGAUCGAUGCUCCACGGCAAUUGUCAUGGAGACAGAAGGUGUGGACUCAUGGGCAAUGACAGAGGACCGUUCGUCCUGUGAAAUUCGAGGGGUAACGCCCAACCGGGACAAGUAUCUGAAUGCAAGUCACGUGUUGCAGCUCGGAGGGGUCAAUGUGAACCUUUCUUACGAAUACCCGCAGCUACAACACAAACAUUACGUCGGAUGUCUAAGAAAUCUGCGUUUAGACAGCAAGCUUUAUGACCUGGGCUCUCCGGCCCAAUCAGUGAACAGCGUGCCAGGUUGCUCUUUCACGGAUGACCACUGCACCAACACAGAGCCACGACAAGCCGCCUCCUGCGGAAAGACGGGCCGCUGUCAUGAUGAGUGGGGUCCCGCGAGCUGCCAGUGUGAAGCAGGCUUUACCGGUCCGCAGUGUGAGCGGCCUGCUCCCGAGUUCUCCUUUGACGGACGCAGCCACGUUCAGUUCCAGAUGUUAUGGUCCCUGCCCGCCCGACAGAUCAGAGUCCAAGUCGGGAUUCGAACGCGCGCCGCCUUCGGCGUCAUCCUCAGCUUACUUUCUCAGGAACAGAGUGAAUAUCUCCGCUUAGAGGUUGUCCGAGGCUUGCUGGCUGUUUUCUACAAUCUCGGCGACGGCGACUACAACUUGACGCUGCCGUUCCGUCGCCUGGAUGACGGCGAGUGGCACGAGCUGGAGUUGGACCGCUUCGGCCGGGAGUUUGCCCUGCGCGUGGACGGGGGCGGGGGCCGGCGUGAGAUAACUGCUUCUCCGGGGCGGAGUCAGGAGAUCAUUAUCGACCCGUCGGUGGUGAUGCUGGGAAACUCUUUUCCCUCUGGACACAACAGAAGCUUCCUUGGCUGCAUGCGAGACCUGAGAUUUAGCGGUCGAUCCGUUUCCCUGGAUAGAGAGCUGCCUUCAGAGGGUCUGCAGGUGGUCUCUUCUCAGGGCGUCUCCCUAGGCUGCUCUUCAGAAGCCUGCAGGAAACAUCCCUGCUUCCCCCCCCUCGUCUGCGUGGAUCUCUGGAGGCAGCACGAGUGCAGGUGCCCUCCAGGUCACAUCACUAAGGAGAGCUCUUCUGGCAAAGCGUGCAUCUACACGCUGUGCGCCGGGCGGCCGUGCCGCUACGGCACUUGCGUGGCUCACUCGCCCUCGCGUUACACGUGCCAAUGCAACGAAGGCUACCGAGGACGGCACUGCGAGGUGACGCUCGCCAUGUUCCAUAACGAGGACGGCAACAGCCUCAGCCUGAGCUCCAUGUUUGCCAUCAGUAUAUGUGUGAUGGCCUUCCUGGUGUUGAUGCUGGGCCUUUUUCUGUACUCGUGCUGGAGGAGACACAAGGGCUUGAAGGAGGGCGUGUACCACGUGUCGGCGCAGCGCGGCGAGUGGGAGGACAUCCGGGAGAAUGUGCUCAACUACGACGAGGAAGGAGGAGGGGAGCAGGACCAGAACGCUUUCAACAUGGUGGAGCUGCAGCGUUCCCUCCACCCGAGCCCGUCCCAGUCGCUCCGCUACAGCUACCCUAGAGGCGUCGUCUCCCGCCCCGACAAUAAGACGCCUCACGAGGACGCCGCCAAGGCCUCGUCGGACGGGAACGGCAGCGCCAUCAUAGCUCUGCGUCUGGCCGUCCCCCCUUCGGAAACGGAGACCCUGUCGUCCCCUCUGACCGCGCGCCGCUCCAAGAAGCCCAUUUCCUUCUCCAGCCAGGACUUGGCCCGCUACCUGUGCGAGGUCAUCCGAGACACGGAGGAACUGGGAACCGGGACCGUGCCACGGCGUCCGUCCAGGAAGGAGCGCGGCAACGGCCUGGCGUCGGGGCGCUCCCUCAGCGUGUCUCAGGGUUCGGAUAUCAAGAAUCAGGGAGCUCACAGCGGCAAGUUCAGAACCCUCCGCGCUGUGGUGGGCGAUCUCCGAGGAGACCCCAAGCCUUCGGAGGUCCAGAGAGACAAAGUCAAGGAGAGCAGAGGGCAGCUGAACUGCGGGAAGAGCGGAUGAGAUGCUAAAACGACAAAAAUAAUUCGAACAGUUUUACGUCGGUGAUGACGAUUCGUUGGGACUCUUCACGAUGCCUGAGCUCCACCGUCAAUACCUGAUGGUUGACUAUCAAAUGAAUGAUCAAAUGUGACAUAUUGUUUACUUGGAAUUGCACUGUACAGUAAAGACUCUACAGUAAGCACUUUUGGAAGCUCCUUGUGUCACAAAUAUACUCAACAAAAACAUAAGCGCAAUACUUUUAGUUUUGUCAAGAGCUUAUUUUGGUUCCUGAGUUUGUUGAAUCUGUAUCCGUAAGCACUAUGCUAAUACCUUAGCUGUCGAUUGACUUGGCAAAUGAGAGAAGAUGCUGCCUCAAGAAAGUUUUUAUUGAACUAAAUGUGCUAAAGUUUCAGGAAAUGAUGAUGAAAGCAGACACUGAUUUUUGUCUCAGUGGCACUGAAACAUGACUAUUCGCAGCCAAGUUGGAUUGAAUUGGACGUCUAUCAUUGUCAAUGGCUGGCAAUGAGUUAAAUAGACACCUCAGAGCAGACAUGUCCAAAGUCCGGCCUGGGGGCCAAAUGCGGCCCGUGGUCAAAUUUCAUCCGGCCCCCAGCCUCUGUCAUAAAAUCAAUAACAUCUGGCCCGCACACAGAUUUAAAAAAUUGGUCAGCAGUACUGCAACCAGCAUAUGAAGUAGCUUACACACGAAAUGCUGCUCCUCAUUUUUCCACUAAAAGGCAGCAGCAUUUUAACCCUUUAUUGCCAAAUGUAUCACAUUUGAUAGACCUAAAAUUUCAUGAUUUUCAGACUAAUUUAGAAUUUUGACUAGGGCUGUCAAACGAUUAAAAUUUUUAAUCGAGUUAAUUACAGCUUAAAAAUUAAUUGUAAUUAAUCGCAAUUCAAACCAUCUAUAAAAUAUGCAAUAUUUUUCUGUAAAUUAUUGUCGGAAUGGAAAGAUAAGACACCAGACGGAUAUAUACAUUCAACAUACAGUACAUAAGUACUGUAUUUGUUUAUUACAACAAUAAAUCAAGAAAAUGGCAUUAACAUUAUUAACAUUCUCUUAAAGCGAUUCUUAAAAGAUAAAUGUUAGUACAAGUUAUAGAAAUUUUAUAUUAAAACCCCUCUUAAUGUUUUCGUUUUAUUAAAAUUUGUAAAAUUUUCAAUCAAAAAAUAAACUAGGCGCUCGCCAUUGUUGAUGUCAAUAAUAACACCAUGCUGAAAACCCAUGAAAUCAUUUGGGCCCAAGCGCCAGCAGAGGGCGCCAAACACCAAAAAACAAGUAACAAGUGGACAUUAUACUGCUGUCAUUUUAAUUUUUUUGAGCGGGGCAUGUGUGUUAAUUGCGUCAAAUUUUUUAACGUGAUUAAUUUAAAAAAAAUUAAUUACUGCCCGUUAACGCGAUAAUUUUGACAGCCCUAAUUUUGACAUUUCUUUUUGGAAAAAAAAAAAAAAAAGAUGGAUGCAAGUCAACACAUGCAUCUGCAGGUUCCAUAAGAAAAAAACAUGAUUUAGCAUGGGUUAUGGAUAUUAGAGCGCUUAUUACACAUAUUCAUUUUGACUUUUCACAAAUUUGAAAAAAAGGUUUCAUUAGGACCUUAUUUUUCAAAUUUUGGGAUUCUCUGAUAAUUGCUUCAUAUUGCAGGUAUUUAAGGGCUGAGCAACAUUACUCCGUGUGACCCUCUACUUCCAAUUUUCUAAAAUGGCGACAAUCAAAAAAAAAAAAAGUUGACUGUGACGGUCGACGCUUCAAGGAUAGGUGGAAAUUGGACUAUUUCUUCACAAAAAUACGCAACAACUGUGUCUUGCCUCAUUUGCAAAGAGACAGUCGCUGUUUUUAAGGAUUUCAAUGUUAGGCGAUAUUACCAAACAAAACACGCUGACAUGUACGACAAGAUUACAGGGAAGAUACGCAGCGAGAAAUUGAAGCAACUUGAAGCUAGUUUAAUUUCACAGUAGUAGUAUUUCGCUAGAGCCCGAGAGUCAAAAGAGAACGCUGCAAAGGCUAGUAGUUGCGAGAUUGUUGAAAUUAUACAUAAAAAAAAAACAAAAUAAAGCAAAUGUGACACACUGAAUGGCUUGCUAAAUUUUGCUUAAAUAUAUUGUUCUACGUAAAGGACGUCAGCCAAGGUCGGCCCCCCACAUUUUUACCACGCCAAAUCUGGCCCCCUUUGCAAAAAGUUUGGACACCCCUGCUUUAGAGUGUUACAGAGAGCAUUCUGUUUUUAUCAGUGUUGCACCAAUACUGAUAUUAGUAUCGGUACCAAUACGGCACUAAAAUGUUGUGUUGGGGUGUACUAACAAAUAACGUGCCGGUGCUACACAAUUUUUUUCCCCCUAAGAGAUCUAGUCGCUAUAAUCAAAAUGGCUGCUGUAACCAGAACAUACAUCUGUUUGUCAUUAGUGUUGCACCGAUACUGAUACUAGUACCGAUACAGCACUAAAGGAUGUAAUCGUUGUGUACGAACAAAUAACAUGCCAAUGUCUGCAAUUUUUUUCUGUUCGAGAGCUAGUUUCCAAUCGGCAGUCGCCCUACUCAAGAUGGCUGCCAUAAGCAGAAGAUACUUCUGGUUAUCAUUAGUGUUGCACCGAUACUGGUACUAGUACCGAUACGGCACAAAAAUGAUGUAAUCGGAGUGUACUAAACAAUAAUAUCCCAAUACCAUGCAAUUUUUUUCCUGUUCGAGAUCUAGUUUCAAAUCAGCAGUCGCCCUACUCAAGAUGGCUGCCACAACCAGAACAUACUUCUGUUUCUAUUAGUGCUGCACCGAUACUAACUCUGUACCAAUGCAGCACUAAAAUUAUGUAAUU